AUGGCAGAAAAGCUUGCAACACGGUUUGGAAAUCUUGUUUGGUUUGAUGAUAGUACAGGUACAACGUGGGAUGAUUAUAUGUGGAUAAGAGUCAACCUUUCCAUCAACAACCCUCUCAAAAAGAAACUGAAACUCAACAUUGGUGGGGAACUGGUGGAAUAUAUGGUUAAAUAUGAGAAGCUGCCAUUAUUUUACCAUUCUUGUGGCAGAAUUGGCCAUCCCAAACUCAGAUGCCCACGACCGUCUAAUCUCCAGGUGGAUCCAUUUGGUUUAGAGAUGCGAAAAAGGGCGCCAGGACCAAGGAAUUGGCUGUCUCAUACAGCUAAGAAGGAGGAUGCUGAAAUUUGGGCUAUCCUGAAGAAGAAGUUUGAGAUGGAAUGCACUGGUUCUAAUUUUGAGAAUGGAACCCCUCUAGCAAGAGAGGAGGUUGCAAGAACCAGUAAGGAGGAAGCUAUGGGAGGAGAGAGGAAUGAAAGGGAGAUGGAGCAGCCUGCUGCUACCUCGAUGAAGGAUAACAGUGGGAACAAACCACAGAAGCCUCUCGAGGCUAAUGUUCCUCCUACAAAGGGACAAGGAAAGGAGUUAAAUCAAGAGAAAGAAGCGCCAGUGGUGGGAGCCCUACAAAAAUUCAAGAUGGGUAAUGGGGUGGGUCUUAUAACAAGGCGGCACACAGGGAAUGUAUGGCGUAGACAAGAACAGAAAAAAGAGAGAUAUCAACAAGGAACUCAACUCACUCCACAGAAGAGGAAUGUGGACACACAAGGAGGUGAUAUGGACAUAGACCUGGAAGUUCCAAAACAUCCGAAGAAAGCAAAAGUUUUGGAUUUUCAUGUGGGUCAGGACAAGGAUCAGCAGGGGAGACUAAAUAAUUUGGAUGGCGAUUUGGCGGACUCUGUCGUAGAACAGAGCCGCCCAGCCCAAUGA
Linum trigynum is the source of this 924-nucleotide messenger RNA. The record is from the annotation of a GenBank genome assembly. NCBI's taxonomy places the organism in Eukaryota, Viridiplantae, Streptophyta, Magnoliopsida, Malpighiales, Linaceae.